GGGCCAUGCUGCAGCCCGCGGUCAACAAGUUCUCGCUGCGCAUGUUUGGCAGCCACAAGGCGGUGGAGCUGGAGCAGCAGCGGGUGAAAUCGGCCGGGUCCUGGAUCAUCCACCCCUACAGCGACUUCAGGGCUGAAGCCAAGGCCCUGGGGAAGGUCAGGGCAGGAACCCGUUAAGCCAGGCCGGCCCCCUGUGGAGGUCACAGUCUGCAAAGCCUGAUGCAUCCAUCUGCCUGCAGAGGCCUGGAUUCUAGUCUCUUCCCCAAGAGCUUGGCUUUGCAGAGUGAAUUCAUCUGGCACCGGCGCCACAUUUCCAAGGCCAUGGGACUUCCCUGAAUCGGUUCCUGUUGGAUCUACAGCCCGUCUUUUUGAUUUCAGUAUUUCCAGUGCUGGAGAAUCCCCCACAGCUCUAGGUAAAUUGUCCCAAUGGUUAAUUACUCUCACUCUUAAACAUUUGCACUUUAUUUCCGGUCUGAAUAUGUCUUGUUUCAACUUCCCAGCUGUUGGCUCGUGUUAGAUUUUUGUCUGCUAGACUGAAGAGCCCGUGAUCAAAUAUCUUGUUCCCCAGGAAGGUACUUAUAGACGGUGAGAAAAAUCAUCCCUUAAACUUCUCUCUAAACACAUGGAGCUCUGUCACUGGAAGGCAGGUUUUCCAGCCCUUUCAUCAGUCUCAUGGGUCUUCUCUGAACCCUCUCCAGUUUAAACUGAUCCAAUUUCUCAUGCAGGGUUAGCUACUAGAAGGAGGUUUUCAUUCUUUCCCUUCCUUCCUCCUUUCCUGGCUCCGUUCCCCAUCUCCUUUCCUCCUUUCUUGUUCCCCUGCUCCUCUGUCCCCUGCUUUGUGCCCGCUCUCCAUUCCUCCUGCAGGUUUUACUGGGACCUCAUCAUGCUGCUGCUGAUGGUGGGGAACCUGAUCAUCCUGCCCGUAGGCAUCACCUUUUUCAAGGAUGAGAACACACCACCUUGGAUUGUCUUCAACGUGCUCUCGGACACCUUCUUCCUGGCCGACCUGGUGUUGAACUUCCGCACGGGCAUCGUGGUGGAGGACAACACGGAGAUCAUCCUGGACCCGCACACCAUCAAGAUGAAGUACCUGAAGAGCUGGUUCCUGGUCGAUUUCAUCUCCUCCAUCCCCGUGGAUUACAUCUUCCUCGUCGUCGACCUGGAGACUCAGGUGGACUCCGACGUCUACAAGACAGCGCGGGCCCUGCGCAUCGUGCGCUUCACCAAGAUCCUCAGCCUGCUGCGUCUCCUGCGGCUGUCCCGCCUCAUCCGCUACAUUCACCAGUGGGAGGAGAUUUUCCACAUGACCUACGACCUGGCCAGCGCCGUGGUGCGGAUCGUUAACCUCAUUGGCAUGAUGCUGCUGCUGUGCCACUGGGACGGCUGCCUGCAGUUCCUGGUGCCCAUGCUGCAGGAUUUCCCUGAGGACUGCUGGGUCUCCAUCAAUCACCUGGUGAACGACUCCUGGGGGAAGCAGUACUCCCAUGCCUUGUUUAAGGCCAUGAGCCACAUGCUCUGCAUUGGGUACGGCCAGCAAGCUCCGGAGGGGAUGACCGACGUCUGGCUCACCAUGCUCAGCAUGAUUGUGGGUGCCACCUGCUACGCCAUGUUCAUUGGCCACGCCACUGCCCUCAUCCAGUCGCUGGACUCCUCCCGCCGGCAGUACCAGGAGAAGUACAAGCAGGUGGAGCAGUACAUGUCGUUCCACAAGCUGCCCGGGGACACGCGCCAGCGGAUCCAUGAGUACUAUGAGCACCGCUACCAGGGCAAGAUGUUUGAUGAGGAGAACAUCCUGGGGGAGCUGAGUGAGCCUCUCAAAGAGGAAAUCAUCAACUUUAACUGCCGGAACCUGGUGGCCAACAUGCCGCUGUUCGCCAGCGCCGACCCCAACUUUGUGACGGCCACGCUGACCAAGCUGCGCUUCGAGGUCUUCCAGCCUGGGGACUUCAUCAUCCGCGAGGGCACCGUGGGCAAGAAGAUGUACUUCAUCCAGCACGGCGUGGUCAGCAUCCUCACCAAGGGCAACAAGGAGACCAAACUGUCCGAUGGCUCCUACUUCGGGGAGAUCUGCCUGCUGACGCGGGGGAGGCGCACGGCCAGCGUCCGGGCUGACACCUACUGCCGCCUCUACUCACUCUCGGUGGAUAACUUCAACGAGGUGCUGGAGGAGCACCCCAUGAUGCGUAGGGCCUUCGAGACCGUGGCCAUGGACCGCCUGGACCGCAUCGGUGAGGGAGCGCCCGCCCCAGGUAAGAAGAACUCCAUCCUCCUGCGCAAGCGAGCAGAGCACAGCUCGGGGGCUAUGAACAACGAGAUGAUCCAGCAGAUUGUCAAGCACGACCGGGACAUGGCCCACAACAUCCAGGACCUGCAGCAGAUGGCGGUGGGCCGGGAGCUGAGUGGCAAGCCAGUGAUCUGGGAGCCCCUGGUGCAUGCGCCACUGCAAACGGCAGCUGCCACCACCAACGUGGCCAUUGCCUUGACUCACCAGCAGAGCCUGCAGGCCCACAUCUUCCUGCCCCCCUCCUCCAUCUCCAGCCCACUCUCACCUGAGGCCACCCUGCUCACCAGGCAAGUGCGCAGGUCCCAGCCCAGCCUGGGGGGCUCCCGGCCCUCCUCGGUGAGCUCCCAGUCCGGCGCACAGUCCCACCUGCAGACGCCUGCAGCCAACUCCCCUUCAUCGCCCAUGGUCCAGUCCCAGUCGCCUCUGGAAAGUGGGGGUCAGAAAGCUGGCCACGUGGGACUGCCACAGCCAAGGCUGGUGCAGAAGGGAGAGCCCCUGGCGAUAGCAAAGCAGCCUCUGACGGGCUCCCAACCCCAGCUCUCCAAGUCCCGAGGCACCUCAGUUUCCACGUCACUUCUGCAGCAGCCAGCAGGGGCUCCGUCCCCCAGCUCUGAGCAGGCGCUCCCAGCAGGGAGAACUCUCCACUACAGCCUGUCCCGAGCCACCGGCUCCCACAUCUCGCUGCUGAUGCAGCCGCAGCAGCUGGUGAAACACAGGAGCAUCCAGGGCCUACCCAUCGGGAGGCUCACCCAGGACGUCCGGCUCCUGUCAGCAUCUCAGCCGUCCCUGCCCAAUAAAGUCGCCCAGCAAGUGGAUGGGAGCUCCUCCCCUCAGGGCAGAAAGUCAGCGGGGAACCUGGCUCACAGAUCAUCUCCCUCGGUAGCUGGACUCCUCACCAAGCCACCCCCUGGGGUUCCAGGCCAGCCAGCACACCCACAGCAGAUGCCUUCAGGAUCUUUGGUCCAAUCCAGCCGGCCCGUGAGCGGAGCGUCCACCCCGCAGUCUCCCGUCUCUACGCCCAGGCAUGCGGCAGGCCCCUCCCGCAAGGGCUCCGUGGCAUUCAGCCCUGAGGUGGAAAGUGGGAAGCCCAAACUCCCAUCCAACAUAUGAGAGCCCAGGGCUGGGCCCAAGCGUGGGGGGGAGAGGAGUGGGCUCGCUGGAGAGCCGUGCUCCUGGGGCUGUUUGACAUGGGGCUGGGGCAGGGAGAAAGGGGGACAGCCUCCCCCAAGGCCCCCACCCAGGGCUGAGGCUGAGUGGGCAAGGAGAGGAGAUGGCCAGGGGUGACCACCUACCGCAGACACUGACUCUGCCAGAGUCAUAUGCCUGGCUGCAGGGCAGGCUCUGCCCAGGGGUCGCUCUGGGAUUCUCCUGACUCCACUGAGGACAGGAAGCCACUAAAAGGCUGCCCCCAUCUGCACCCCAGAGCAAGGCGGCAGCAGGGAUGUGGACUGGGCUGACUCCAUCAGUGCCCUCUGCACUCUGCCUCUCCCUGGGAAACCAACCUUGCAAUGGGACCCUGCCCCUACUCUGUCCCCUUGCCAUGGGGCCCUGCCCUAUUCCUCACUCCACCCGCUCCCAAUGGGCCCAGCCCCUGCCCUGCAGGGCAUAGGCCCCACCAUGGUGAGUAGCGUCAGGAAGGCACUCAGCGGCUCCUCCCACUCAUGUUUCUCCAUUAGGAAAUUCUCCCAGCCCCCCCACCUUGCCCAUCCCUCAGCUGUGUCCCCACAAUGGCCUGGUUCAAGCCUUUGCCCUGUGGGGGAGGCAGGGGGAGGGUGACAGGGCCAGAGCCCCAGGGUGAGGCCUUUCCCCUCACCCACAGCAAGGGGACAGAGUGGGGGGGGUGGACCCCAUGGAGAGGCCUUUGCACUGGGGGAGGGCAGAGUGGGAGGAGGUGGGGAAUUGCAAGGUUGCUGAAAACUGGAAUCCCCCUCAGUCCAGCUCCCAAGCCUCUGUACCCAGAGCAGGACGACAGGGGCCCCAUGGCGCUGGCUGCCAUGGCUGACCCAGGAAGCCAAGAUGAAUCCAUCCAGCACCCCAUGGUCCCAGGCAGCUCCGAGUCCCCAGGACUCCAAGUGUCUCCCCUCUCUCCCCCUCAUCCCCAGCUGGUCUAGUCUGAGAGGCCACACAGAUCCUCAUGCACGUGGCCUCUGCCCCCAGAGGCCUGGCAAGUCACUGCCACUUGUGAACACGUCUCAGCAGCCCCGUCUCCCAUAAGGUGAGGUUAAAUGUGUGCAGGAGCUCAUGCAAGUGCCUCUCGCCCUAGAGAACCCAGAUCCCUGGGGAAGGGAGGCAUGGGGAGCAGGCAUGUCUCAUCCCCCACCUCUCCGAGCACCUGGUCUUUAUAGUCAGAUAGUCCCUGUAGAAAGGGGGAGAUCUUGACCCAGCAGAAGGGAGCCGUGGCCCAGAUCUAUCCUGGCUGUAACUGUCUGGGCUGGAUUUGAGCUGGUGGGUUCCCUCCACCUCACAGCUCCUGGCCUAUACUGGGGUCCAGGAGGCUGCCUCUGAGGACACAGGCCCAGUGCUGGCUUCCCUGAGGGGUUUGUUCCUGGUAUCUGUGGCUUGUCAGGAGAAGAUUAAUCAACUCCCCUUGGUGCAAGGAGCCAGGCCUGGAAAUACAAAAGCUGAAUAGAAAUGUCCCGAGGUCCCCCAGGGCCUGUGCUGGGAGGCCAAAGGUGAUGUGCAUUCCUAUGAGACAGGCUCUGAUGGAUGUUCUGGGAGCCUUGGGGCAGCCAGACCCAGAGACCUGACUGAAGGGCCUCCUUGGCUGGGUCUUGUCCCCUACACUGUAUUGAGGCAGGGAGCACAGGGGCUGCAGUUCAGGGCUCUGUGUCACCCCGAGAUGUGCAUUUCUCACUGAGCAUGUUCUUGGCAGACCAGACGGUUUCCUGCUCCCCUCUUGUGGGAAGGGACAUGGAAAGAGUUUUGCUACCUCUGCUCUCGACUGCUAGCUCCUGCACCCCAGGAGGGUCAUUGAGAGCUGGGCCAGGGGGGUUCUCUCUUACCUUGCAGGCUGGUGCCCAUUGCCUGGGGUUAGUCUGAGUGAGCAGCACUGUCCCAGGGAGUUGGGUGUCGGGAAGGGUUGGUCCCCACCCCCUGUCCAUGGUCAAGUCUUGCUAAAGACCCAGCCCCAGUUUCUUGAAGUCAGUCCAAGAUGCUCUUCAGCAUUAAAGUGACUCCAGGGAGAUUGCAGAGGAGAUGCUCACAUUCCCCCACCCCAGGCCUGUCAGUCACGCCCCAAUCACUGCCUGGAUCUCAGCUCGAAGCAAUGUUGCUUCCUGCACUUGUAGCCUCCCCAGGGGGAGGAUUCUGCGUCCCUGUACAGAAGGGUUGGGAUUUCCGGGGAGUCUCCCGGCUCAGCCCAAGCUGCCCCUCUCCAGGAACCAGUAGUUAGCAAUGUGUGUGCGAGUCGUGGCUCUGCUAAGCAGCUGAAUUCUGCUUACGGUGUUGCUUUUGGGUCCAAACGUGUUACUGAUUCGGGUUAGAAUAGUGUCCCCCACCCCAACUCCGCUGUGCUGUAUAGCUUCUUCUUUCCACUACCAGAGUCAGGAAAAUCGUAUCUUGUAGUCCCUGCUCUGGGAGCACUGACAGUGUCAGCAAUAUGGAGCUCAGCCCUGUAGGUACCUGUGCUAGAGGUGAUAGGCCAGCCAUGGCUAGGCACAGUGUUGGGCUAGGGGUUCUUUUCGUACAAUACUUCGUAAAGGUAAGUUGUUUAGUUCUUCUCUUCAUUCGUAUUUUGGGAUGUUGGGACCAGAGUCUUCACUGCAGGACGAGGAGGGCGAGCUCAGCCCUUGGCAGAGUUCAGUCAGGUGGGAAUCACUUUGAUGCCUGUAUUGGAGGGAGUAUUCAGCACUGCCUUCUCAUGGACAUGAGUGUCCUUUCCCUCUGUCCCUGCCUCCCCCCAUUCCACUUGGCCCCGUGUGUCUGUCCCAGCAGCUCCUCUGGGAGGGGCCUGCAGUCAGGUCGCUUAGAUUCAAACAUUCCAGGAUCUUCUUGUUUACACUACGUAAUGUAGAGACAUUUGUAGCAAUUGUGGUAGGAUUCCAUUGAGAGGAAAAGUGCCAAGGUGUGGGCUGGCCCAGGUGGCAACCGCAGAGCCGUGGCCCUCCUUCCACAGCGUCUGGAACCUUUCUGGUCUUUCCAGAGAGGAAACCAUACUCUCUGCAGCUGUGUCACCCUGCGGCUCUUCCCCUGCAGGUUCCCCGUCAUUGCUAACCCUGGGCAGCCUUGCUGCUGAGAGUGCCAGCGUUCACGGUGCUCUGGGUAACCCCCAGCACAGUACCACUGUGCUGCCCGGCCUUGUUCUAAGCAGGGUUACAAACACGGCAGCCGUGUCUGUUUGUGUCACCCCCGGGGGAGUGGGGCGCUACAUGCAGCAGGACAUAGCUCCUGCCCUAGAGAGAGGCUGUCACUUCCAGCCCUAUUAGCAACAGGGGGAGAGGCCACAGUAGAAGCACCCUGUGUGUGUGUGUAUGUGCGCGAGUCUAGUCACCAAAGACCAUGAUCCUUCACUCUUGCACUCACAGCAGUUGAUGUACAGAGCUUGUAGUUUUCAUAUUGCAGAGACUUUAAAAGCGUUUUUUAAUUUUUGGUCGUUGUACAUAACAGAUUUAAAUAAUAAAGAGCGACUCCAA
This is a messenger RNA of Chrysemys picta bellii (western painted turtle), 6914 nucleotides long. It is a transcript of the gene HCN3, whose product is annotated as hyperpolarization activated cyclic nucleotide gated potassium channel 3. The record is from RefSeq and is a predicted model, not a curated record. Gene Ontology annotation, cellular component: HCN channel complex; axon; membrane. NCBI's taxonomy places the organism in Eukaryota, Metazoa, Chordata, Testudines, Emydidae. Gene Ontology annotation, biological process: potassium ion transmembrane transport; sodium ion transmembrane transport; regulation of membrane depolarization. Gene Ontology annotation, molecular function: voltage-gated potassium channel activity.